CAUAAAGCGCGCGAUGCUUCAACUCUUGCAAAGCCCAUCUCCCAAUAGACUUCUUCGGAACUUCCUGCGCAAUUCGAGAUCCAAACCUCUCCAAUCUUCUUCAUUCCACUUCCCCAAUCGAACUGCAACGACAGUUUCAAUGGCGAAUCUUUCCUCCGACACCCCUUCCAGAGGAUCUAUCACUCAUAUUAUCUUUGAUAUGGACGGCCUGUUAUUGGAUACUGAGGGGUUUUACACUGAAGUGCAACAGAAAAUACUGGCAAGGUAUGAUAAAACUUUUGAUUGGUCACUUAAGGCAAAGAUGAUGGGUAUGAAAGCUAUAGAAGCUGCUCGGGUCUUUGUUAACGAGACUGGGAUUAGCGAUUCUCUUAGUGCGGAGGACUUUCUUGUGGAAAGAGAGGAUAUGCUACGAAGCAUGUUUCCGAAUACCGAGGCUAUGCCAGGAGCUAGCCGGUUGAUCAGACAUCUUCAUGCAAAAGGAGUGCCAUUUGGCUUGGCAACUGGAUCUCAUAAACGCCAUUUUGAAUUAAAAACACAAAGACAUGGUGAACUUUUUAAGUUGAUGCAUCACGUUGUUCUUGGUGACGAUCCUGAGGUUAAAAAAGGAAAACCAUCUCCGGAUAUAUUCCUUGCAGCUGCUAAAAGAUUUGAGGAGAAUCCUGUGGAUCCACAAAGAAUCCUUGUUUUUGAAGAUGCACCGUCAGGUGUUCUUGCAGCUAAAAAUGCGGGAAUGAAUGUAAUUAUGGUUCCAGAUCCAAGGUUGGAUAGUUCUUACCUUGGUGACGCAGACCAGGUAUUGAGUUCCCUCAUGGAUUUCAACCCCAAGGAAUGGGGUCUGCCUCCGUUUGAAGAUUCAGAAAGCUAAUGCCUCAUUCAUGCUCUGCUGAUGAUACAAACAAUCUUAUCAUUCUAGUGGAAUAUCCAACAUUUCAAGAGAAGGUUAUCUAUCAGAUAGUUUGCCAAAAUAUGAACUUUGAUUCUCAUUUUUAACUUUGUUAACAAUCGAUCUCCUCGAGACAAUUGGAUCUCGAAAUGCACUUACUGAAGGUCUUUCAACUGCUCAAUUGCUCAUUUCAAUUAUUGCAAAUCUUGUAUCAGAAUUUCUCUCAUAUCUCAAUCAAAUAACUCAAUGGGGAGCAUCUCAUUUUCUUUUUUC
Cucurbita pepo subsp. pepo (vegetable marrow) is the source of this 1156-nucleotide messenger RNA. It is a transcript of the gene GS1, whose product is annotated as Haloacid dehalogenase-like hydrolase (HAD) superfamily protein. NCBI's taxonomy places the organism in Eukaryota, Viridiplantae, Streptophyta, Magnoliopsida, Cucurbitales, Cucurbitaceae. Gene Ontology annotation, molecular function: sn-glycerol 3-phosphatase activity. Gene Ontology annotation, biological process: glycerol biosynthetic process. The record is from RefSeq and is a predicted model, not a curated record.